Lagopus leucura (white-tailed ptarmigan) is the source of this 2600-nucleotide messenger RNA. It is a transcript of the gene NFIB, whose product is annotated as nuclear factor I B. Gene Ontology annotation, biological process: regulation of transcription by RNA polymerase II. Gene Ontology annotation, cellular component: nucleus. The record is from RefSeq and is a predicted model, not a curated record. Lineage: Eukaryota; Metazoa; Chordata; Aves; Galliformes; Phasianidae. The coding region runs from base 215 to 1183 and encodes 322 amino acids. The transcript is spliced from 11 exons. Gene Ontology annotation, molecular function: RNA polymerase II cis-regulatory region sequence-specific DNA binding; DNA-binding transcription factor activity, RNA polymerase II-specific.
UGAAUCACAGGACAGAUCUAAUUCUGGACAACCAGGAAGUCCAAGCCACAAUGAUCCUGCCAAGAAUCCACCAGUGUAUCUUGAGGACAGUUUUGUAAAAUCUGGAGUGUUCAACGUGUCAGAACUUGUGAGAGUGUCCAGAACACCUAUAACCCAAGGAACUGGAGUGAACUUCCCAAUUGGAGAACUUCCGAGCCAACCGUAUUACCAUGAUAUGAAUUCUGGUAUAAAUCUGCAGAGGUCUUUAUCCUCUCCACCAAGCAGCAAAAGACCGAAAACCAUCUCCAUAGAUGAGAAUAUGGAGCCAAGCCCGACAGGAGACUUUUAUCCUUCUCCAAAUUCACCAGCUGCGGGAAGUCGGACAUGGCAUGAAAGAGAUCAAGAUAUGUCUUCUCCUACAAUGAAGAAACCUGAAAAGCCUUUGUUUAGUCCUACUUCUCCCCAGGAUUCUUCACCAAGACUGAGCACUUUUCCCCAGCAUCACCACCCAGGAAUCCCAGGAGUUGCACAGAGUGGUGAGGACUACAGAGUCAUCUCAACUAGAACUCCACCUUCACCUUCACCAUUGCCAUUUCCAGCACAAGCUAUUCUCCCUCCUGCCCCGUCUAGUUACUUCUCUCAUCCAACGAUCAGAUAUCCUCCCCACCUGAAUCCUCAGGAUACUCUGAAGAAUUAUGUACCUUCUUACGACCCGUCCAGUCCGCAGACUAGCCAGCCUAACAGCAGUGGUCAAGUAGUAGGGAAAGUGCCUGGCCAUUUUACUCCAGUUUUGGCACCCUCUCCCCAUCACAGUGCGGUGCGACCUGUGACCCUGAACAUGACAGAUACUAAGCCCAUCACUACAUCCACUGAAGGUGAGGCAUCUUCACCUACAGCAACCACCUACACAGCUUCAGGCACAUCCCAAGCCAAUCGAUAUGUGGGACUAAGCCCAAGAGACCCAUCCUUCCUACACCAGCAACAGCUGAGGAUUUGUGACUGGACCAUGAAUCAAAACGGCAGGCAUUUAUACCCCAGUGCCAGUGAGGAUACAUUGGGAAUUACUUGGCAAAGUCCUGGUACCUGGGCUAGCUUGGUUCCUUUUCAAGUAUCAAACAGGACACCGAUCCUGCCGACAAAUGUCCCAAAUUAUGGUUUGAACAUAAUUGGAGAGCCUUUCCUUCAAGCAGAAACCAGCAACUGAGGGAAAAAAUAAAAAGAAAAAUUAGGAAAAAGAAAAAAAAGGAAGGAAGAUGGGAUGAGAGAAGAAACUGAAGAACGAAGAAAAAAUAGACCAGCAAUUGCAGCACUUACAAUCACUAAUUUCCUUAUGGUCGAAACUGAAAUGACAUACAAAGGGUCGAUGAUAUUUCACUGAUGGGUAGAACGCAGCUCCUGCUAAGUAGCCUUUGUUAUAUGAAGUCCGCUGGGAAAUAGAUGUUCUGUCUCUGACAAUAUAUUUUAACUGACUUCUAGAUGCCUUAAUAUUUGCAUGAUAAGCUAGUUUUAUUGGUUUAGUAUUCUUGUUGUUUACGCAUGGGAUCACUAUUCCUGGUUAUCUCACAAAACAAAGGCUAGGCAGCAGCAGCAGAUUUGCAGGAGGACAAGGGCUGUAAGCCAGCCGUUUUCUCAACACUCUGACUUCUAAAUGUUAAAAAAAAAAAAAAAAAAAAAAAAAAAAAGCUCUGUAGCCUUUAGUUAUCAGUAUGGAUUUAUUAAACUUUGGCCCUUGACUCAGCCUUUUCUAGUGUGUUACCCAGCUUGAAAUUUUCACUCAGAAUGAACACACAUGCUCUAUGUAAGAAAUGCCUCUAUGUAGGUGAAGUGUUAUCUUUUCAUGCAACAGUAAAAAGAAAAAGAAAAAGAAAAAAAAAAAAAAAACAACAACCCAGAAACUUUUUACCCACUAAAGAAACACUUAGAGAGGCAAGUGCAAUUUAAAAGUUGUAUCAAAGGGGUCAUCAUUAUAAGUCCUUCAGCCCUUGGACUCUAAAUUGAGGGGAUUAAAAAAGGAAUUAAAAUUUACUUUGAACAAAUUUAUUUUUCCCCUCAGUUUUUGAGGGCAUUAAAAGGCAUUACAUCGAGACAAAUCAUGUCCUUGAGAAAAAUAAAUCAAUGAAAACACAGCACUUAUGUUGGUUUAGCUGCUGCCUCCACAAAGGGGUAGAAUUUAUUUAUUUAAAGUUACUGGUUGCAUCAAAAACCCAUAGGGUUUAUAUUUUUCUGUAUAAUCUGCAUCAUAGAGACAAAGAGAUAGGCAAAUCCAUGCCAAAAGGGCAAAGCUUACUGUUUACAAACUGGUAAUACCAGGAUGGGGAUAAGAUUUAUUUAAAUAAUGCACUCUCUAAGUCUAAUUACAGGGUGCUGAAAACUUGCAUGGUGCUUUCAGAAGUUAGCCUUGUUCAACAGAUUUCACAUAUUGACAGAAAUAUAAUGUGCAUGGGCAGACAUUUUGCCUCUAUGUCUCUCAAAAAAUAGUUAAAGUACUCUUUCCAGUAAUCCUGAUUUGCACGAAAAUAUAAUGUCCACAUUACGUGCCUUGCCUUGAAAUCUAAAAAAUGAAAAAAAAAAAAACAAAAAAAUUCAAAAAAUCCACAAAAACAAAAAAAAAAAUUUGACAU